GCUUGGUUUUUCCAAAACAGAACUUUUACAAGGUCUCUAGUAAUACGACCAUCAUCUUUACUGGUUACCUGAAGGAGAUGAGGUGCAGCUUCCGACUUGCAUACUUAUUUCUAUACAACCUGCUGCAGUUUUGCGGGCACACAUGGAUAUUCGCGAAUAUGACUGCAAGGUUCUUGUCGUUCGGUGGGGACGCCCUGGCAGACACCUUCUACUCAGUGGGUGUGAUGAUGAGUCUAUGCCAGCUGCUCUCUGUGCUUGAACUGUUUCAUAUUGCAGAUGGCAUCGAGAAGGGCAGUCUCCUUCUUCGCUUCAUCCAGGUGAUGGAGAGAAAUUUCGUUCUUUUUGUAGUGAUCAUCAGUCAAGAGGAUUUUCAGAGUAAAACUAUUGUAUGUGUGCUGUUUUACCUAUGGAACAUACUGAACUUAUUCAGGUAUCCACACAGAUUAAUGUGUCUCAUUAGCACACCAUCAUCCAACAUGCUGUGGGUUCGUCACACCCUGUCUAUCCCUGUGUACUUACUCUCCGCCAUAGCAGAAGGUGUCAGUAUUUAUCAGGCUCUUCCAUAUUUUGAGUCUCAGGGCAUGUACUCAGUCCAGCUGACAGUGCCCGUCUCUGUUUACAUCCAUUUCCCUCAUGUCCUCAGGGCUUAUUUGCCUCUGCUGGCCGCAGGGGCAUGUGUAGCUGUGUGGCUUUUGCUUCAGGAGAGGCAGCAGAUUCUGGACAGUUGGAAUAAGAAGCAGAAAAGAAAGUGAUUGGGGGAAAAGGGAAAGCAUACCUCAUUUCCUGACCUCUGGUAUGUGCUGGCUUGAACAAUCAAUUCCAUGGGACACUGAUAAAGGAAGUCAG
Chanos chanos (milkfish) is the source of this 846-nucleotide messenger RNA. RefSeq names its product 3-hydroxyacyl-CoA dehydratase 4 (gene hacd4). Gene Ontology annotation, biological process: sphingolipid biosynthetic process; fatty acid elongation; very long-chain fatty acid biosynthetic process. Gene Ontology annotation, cellular component: endoplasmic reticulum membrane. Gene Ontology annotation, molecular function: 3-hydroxyacyl-CoA dehydratase activity. Bases 78 to 752 code for a protein of 224 amino acids. NCBI's taxonomy places the organism in Eukaryota, Metazoa, Chordata, Actinopteri, Gonorynchiformes, Chanidae. The transcript has 8 exons. The record is from RefSeq and is a predicted model, not a curated record.